CCCCGGCUCGGUCCCCACAGGAGCUGUGGCUCAGAGCUCCCUGGGUGUGCCCCAGGACCCUUCAGCACCCUGCAGAGCAGGAGCUGGGUGCUGUGUCCCUGCUUUCUCAGUUCUGUUCUGUCUGGGGCUUUGCUCUCUGAGGCCAAAGGUGGCAUUUUCUGGUGUUGUGAUGUGUCUGCCUUGGGUAACAGCUGAGAGGCUUGGGGGGGGGUGGAACCAGGUGAUCCUUUCCAACCCAAACCAUUCCCUAAAGGCUCCUUCCCAGCUUUGAGAUGGCUCCUUGGUGACUCUGUGCAUCUCUGACCUGUGAUGGAGCACUUUGGGGUUUAAAAGCUCUGUCCUGCUUCUUGUUUGCUGGGGAUCCACAGGAGGUGACUCCCAGCAGUCACCUGCAUGUGCACGGGUGAUGGUGGGGACAAGGUGGAUGCUCCGGGUGCAGGUGACACCCCGGGGACAGGAGGUGCAGGUGACCAGCCCGGCAUUCCCUUCCUGUGACAGCGCUGCCAGCCCUGCCCGGGGCUGUUUCUCGUGAUGCUUUGGUGGAGGCACGGGAGCUGAGUGACACAAGAACUCCUGCUCGGGAGCACCCUGUCCCUGCACGGCUCUGCCAGCCCCCAGAGGCAGCUUUGGCAAACGGGAUUAGCGUUUCCCAAGACUAACAAGGCUUUAAAUGUGGUCAUGACUACCCUGAGCUGUGGAUGGAUGGGAAGGAUUGCAGCUCCUGUAGCAGGUUCUGCUGAAAAUUCCAGAUGGGAAUGUGCUGAGCUGAUUGCUCUGCAAGUUACAGCUUCCAGAUGAAACCAAGAACUCUGUCCUCAUGGAAAGAUUGGGAAGCCCUGAGAAACUCUUUCAGUUAAAACUUCCUCUCCUCUUUCAUAAAAUAUCUCUGUUCCAAGCAGUUACUGACCCGCUGGUGUUUAAUUCUGCUGGAGGUGUGUGGGGGAAGCCCUGCAUCCAUCAGCAAGGGUGGCUUUGAUCUUUGAGGGUUCCCAGUGCUGCUGGUUUAUCCAGAAAGGUGAGAUGGGCACCUCUGCCAGCCCUGGAAACUACUGUCCUCAGGUCAAAGCUGGGAAUCGUUUGAUCUUCCUCCUAAAACUAAUUCUGUCCUCAGAGCAUUUGCAGCCCAUUCUCCACAGACAUCCCAUGACCCAGCUCUGCAUUUUUGGGAACGGGGUAUCAGUGGUAAAUCUCGAAAAGAAUGUAAAUAGGUGCUUUAACCACAAUUGAAUUCCUGUGCCCUGAUUAGCCCUCCCUGCUCACAUCUAAAGCACUAAAUUUAGUUUGUUUUCCUCAGUGGUCAUUAAGGAGUUGCCAGUUAAGCCACGGAACCAGCCAUGCUGGCUGUGGCUCGGUUUAUCUCCCAAGGUGAAAUCCCUUGGAAGGGGGGGAAGCUUCCUGAACGUGAAGAUGCUGCAGGAGCCCACAGCAGCAGCCUGCUCUGAUGGAGCUGAGCUGCUUCCCACAGGGAAACCUCCCAGGCAAGGGGAGCAAAGAACCAGUUUUACAUGAACUGGUCAGUGCCAGAAAUCAGGGAGCCAGCCCUUGCUCCUUCACUGACUCCAAAUGGGCAAUGAUGAGGAGUUCAGCUCCUGAAACCAGACAAUCUCUUGACCUUGAUGCCAGAAAAGAGCACUGAAGUUUCAUUGUUCUGACACCACCUGUUGCAAGAGCUUUCUCCAGCAGUGACCUAAUAUUUCAGAUGUAGCAAUGGUGUGAAGUCAUCUGCUCAUCACUUUCAUAUGAAGGAAACCACAACCAAACCAAAGUGCUGCUGUUUCUGUUCCUCUGCCCACUGGGAUUUCCACUCCCAGCCAUCCUGGCUUGGCUGUGGCUUCUCCAAAGGAUUCAGAACCACCUGACCCAGAAUUGCCAAGCACUGGGCUUUCCUGCAAUCUCUGAAGCAAAGCAAGGGCUGCUCAGCAUUUCUGCAGGGAAAAAGAAAAUAAAGCCAUGCUGUGGAGAUCUGCCCACACUGCAAAUCUGGGUCUUGCAAAACAUGGAUUUCUCCUCCACAGUGCAGAACAAACCUUGUUCCAACAUGACUGUGCUGAAGGAUUGUCCCUGGCAGGCUGCAUCUAUAAUCAACACAGGAUCUCUGUACUUCAGAGGUUGAGCUAACCUUACGGCAGUUUUUACAUCAGCCAAGAAGUUACUCCUGAAUUAUUCUAACCAGAGUCCUCCCCUCUUCCCUUUGCUGCUGUCUCUGUGCUGGCCCUGACACCAAGGCCACCACAGUGUCAAACUCCACAGUCUGAGCUUUUUCCACCUGUCCAGAAGGAAAAUAACUGAGCAAAGGGGUUGUUUGUGAUGGUGUUGAAAGAGCUGUGCUUUGCCCUGCGAGGCUCCAAAGAAAUAACAAAGCUGCCCUGAGGCAGAGCAGGAGGGACAGCCCCUGACAGCAACCCUGUGGACUUUGGGACUCAGAUUUGUUAUUCAGCCUUGCUUUCUUUGGAGCAGCUUUUUACAACUUCUCCCAGCCUGGUGAGGAUCCAGUGGUGGUUAAUAAUAGAUAAACAGGGAGGGCUCCCAGAUUCUCACUGGAGAGGCUGCAGGUGACAACUUGUGUGACACUUUUGCUAUAGGCAUGGGGCCCUGCUCAAAUCUCACAGAAUUCUGACUAACUCAGUGGUUAAUGCAGCAAAUAUUUGGUGUUUUGCCAAGUCACCUCCUGAGAUGUCCCUGGCCAGUGGCAGAGCCCAUCCAGGCUCACAAAUUCUGGUUUCACUACUGCUCUCCAUCUCUCUGUUCCUGUUUCUCAGCAAAAUCAAAACCUUGCACGAGGCAAAGAACACAAGAAACAAGACAAUGGGCUCCACCACAACUCAGAUGGAAAGCUUUUUUGGGAAGAGUGUGCCAGUGAGCCUGGAGCAGUGCAUGGCUUGGAAAUCCAGCUUGGGAGGAAUUCUGGUUUGAGGGUUUUCCACUGGAAAAUGUCAUAGCAAAUCUAAGAAUAGGAGUUAACUGGCAAAGGACAGAAAAGCAGACUCUGUCCCAAAGAACAAAUGUGCUGAAAUCCCUGCUGUGCCUGGCUAAGGCUCAGAGUAAUGCUGGCUUUAUUACCAACACAGGAGUGUCCAGAUACCAUAGGAGAUCUGUGCUGGGAGACCAAUACUCAUUCAGAUUAUUGCAACAUUUUAUACUUCUUCAAUCCCAUUAUGUCAUGAGAACGUCUCUGAGCCUCGGUUUCACAGGAAGUGAGAUUUCCUGCCCUGCUGCUCAGUAGGAUGUGAAGCUGCAGCUGAAGUCAGUAUGGCCUCAGGAAAGACCCCAACCCCAGACCUGCUGAAGGCUGAGGAGCAGCACACUGUGAGCGCUGUCAAUCGAGUCACCAACCUGCCCUUGCUCAAUUCUGCCUUCAACCUGGUCUCCUCUGCCUACAACCAGACCAAGGAGUGCCACCCCUGCCUCAGCGGUGUCUGCAGCGUGGCUGAGACCGUGGCAGCCGUGGCUGUGGGCAGCGUGGUCGGAGGGGCACAGCCCAUCCUGAGCCAGCUCGAGCCACAGAUUGCUCUUGUGAAUGAAUAUGCCUGUAAAGGUCUGGAUCAGCUGGAGGAGAACUUGCCCUUCCUGCAGCAGCCAGCAGACAAGGUGAUCUCAGACACCAAGCAGCUGGUGGCCACCAAAGUGACAUCUGCUAUGGACGCUGCCUGUGAGGCCAAGGAAGCGGUGGCUGAUAAGGUCACUGAAGCUGUGGACCUCACUAAAAACGUUGUUGGGGACAGUGUCAAGCUGACCAGGUCUGUGGUCAGCUCCACUGUCAGCAGUGCUGUGGAGGCUGCCCAGGGUGCCAAGGAGCUGGUGACCAGCAAGGUGACAGAGGCUGUGGAUGUCACCAAGCACAUGGUGGAGGACAGUGUUGACAGGACCAAGUCUGCAGUUGCCUCUACGAUUGUCAAUGCGGUGGAGGCUGCCCAGGGGGCCAAGGAGCUGGUGACCAGCAAGGUGACAGAGGCUGUGGACCUCAGUAAGCACCUUGUGGAGGACAGUGUUGACAGAACCAAGUCUGCUGUGUCUUCCACCAUCACUGCAGCUGUAGGGGCUGCCCAGGGAGCCAAGGAGCUGGUGACCAACAAGGUGACAGAUGCUGUGGACAAGGUCACCAAAGCCGUGGAUGUCACCAAGCACAUGGUGGAGGACAGUGUUGACAUGACCAAGUCUGCAGUUGCCUCCACGAUUGUCAGCGCUGUGGAGGCUGCUCAAGGGGCCAAGGAGCUGGUGACAGACAAGGUGACCAAGGCAGUGGACCUCAGCAAACACAUUGUAGAAGACAGUGUUGACCUGACCAAGUCUGCAGUUGCCUCUACGAUUGUCAAUGCGGUGGAGGCUGCCCAGGGGGCCAAGGAGCUGGUGGCCAGCAAGGUGACAGAGGCCGUGGAUGUCACCAAGCACACGGUGGAGGACAGCAUUGACAGGACCAAGUCUGCUGUUGCUUCCACCAUCACUGCAGCUGUGGGGGCUGCCCAGGGGGCCAAGGACCUGGUGGCCAACAAGGUGACUGAAGCAGUGGACCUGACCAAAGGGGCUGUUCAAGACAGCGUUGAGAAGACCAAAUCUGUGGUCACCUCUACGGUCAGCACAGCUCUGGAUGCUGCCUAUGGAACCAUCACCAGCAAGAUCAACACAGCCCUGGAGCAGGGCAGGGAGGUUCUCCAGGAGGGCGUGGAGAUGACCAACUCAGUGGUGACCAACAGCAUAAGCAAGGCCAAGGCAGUGAGCCAGGCAGUGGCUGGAGGUGUGGAAUCUGUCCUGGGAAUGUCAGAAGAUCUGGUGGAUCAUUACCUCCCAAUGACUGAGGAAGAGCUAGGUAAACUGGCCACCACGGUGCAGGGCUUUGGCGUGGCCUCCCUGGAGGAGCAGAAGAGGCAGAGGAGUUACUUUGUGCGCCUGGGCUCGCUGUCGGGCCGCGUGCGGCACCGAGCCUACCAGCACUCCCUGGCCAAGCUGCAGGGCUUCAGGCACCGCACCCAGGACCCCCUGGCACGGCUGCAGCUGGCACUGAGACUGAUUGAAUCUGUGAAACAGGAGGUCGGCCAGAAGCUGCUGGAGGGGCAGCAGAAGCUCCAUCAGCUGUGGGUGGACUGGAGCCUGACGCAGCCCAAAGGAACCCAAGUCAGAACGGCGUGCCAGGCAGAGGUGGAGCCGCGCACCCUGGCCAUGCUGAGGAUCAUCACCCAGCAGCUGCAGCCCGCCUACCACCGCCUCAGGCUCAGCAUCCACGGCCUCCCCAGCAGCAUCCAGGAAGCCGUGUCUCGGGCCACAAGACACAUCCACAAGCUCCACAGCUCCUUUUCCAGGGCUAUGUCCUUCCAGGACCUCUCCAGAACCACCCUGGCCCGCAGCCAGGACCGUGUGGCGGAGGCCCGCAGGUCCCUGGAUGUCCUCUUUGAGUUUGUCACUCACAACACCCCUCUGAACUGGAUUGUGGGGCCCUUCAGGGCCAUGGCCAAGGUGGCACAGGACAGCAGAAGGCACAAGAAGGAAGAGAUGAGGUGUGAUAGAAAAUUACCCAAGUUGGAAAAGGCUCCGCUAUCACAGGAGAUGACAAAGGCACCUGAAGAGCUAAAGGGAACCAACAGGCUCUCAGAGAAAUGGUAUGAAGUGCUAGACAAGCUGGAGGAGCAGGUAGGGAAGGACACAGAGGUGGCCCUGGCUGCAAAGGAGAUAAAAACCAGUGCAGCAAAGGAAGAUCUCUGAUAAAUCCCAGCUCUUCUGGCCAAGGCUACUUGGCUAGAACAGCACUGGAUCUUCUAAUUGUGUGCCCACUUGUGCCAUGGGUGCCUCUGCUGUCUGAAUUUAGAGUCAGAUGUAGUUGUAAGGAGGUCUGAUAACCAAGGUGGGGAGAUUCUCAAUCUUGAUUUACUGUUUUUAAAUCCAACUGCUGUGCUGAAAGGGGAGAUGGGACCUGCACUGCAGCUUUUUAACUCAGCCCAGCUGUAGCUGUGAGUGCCUAAGUCUUGCUGAGACAAGUUGUGGGAGAGAAGUGAUCUCAAUUUGUUUUUAAUGCUGGACUUGUUUUUAAUUUGCCCAAGCUGUGGAACUCUUGAGAAGAUGCUAUGCUUGACCUUUGAUACCAUCUCCCACCUUCUCCACAUUUAAAAAUACAGGUUCAGACACAACUGCCUUUGUGCCUGUUGUGCUUCUGGGAAGGCUCGGUCCUGCAGCACAUCUGGCACAGCUGGGGGCAAGGAGCUCAAGAAGAGAUUUCUCUUCAUGGAUCAGCCAAACUCUUCUUCCUUCAUGGAGAAGCACUCAGCAGUGUGGGGUUUUCCUUAAUCAUCUUUCUAAUUUCUGUGAAUGACUUGAAGGAUUAUCUGUGAGUAACUCCAUGUGUGAAACACUUCACAGCCAUUAAAUGAGGCAGCUUUUCCCAGGAGUUACUCUGCCAUUAGGAUAUCCUGUUAUUAAAAUAGGGGGGAUUUUAAUCCAGGUGCUGGUUCUUUCCCAGAAAAUGCUACUUUGUAAUAAUUUCUAAUGUAACUUAUUUUGGUAACUGUUCCUGGCAUUGUCCCUUUGCCCGGGCUGGUGAGCAGACACUGGAAUAAAGCAUGACCUGUGUUCAAAA
Molecule: messenger RNA, 6562 nt
Organism: Zonotrichia leucophrys gambelii
Lineage: Eukaryota; Metazoa; Chordata; Aves; Passeriformes; Passerellidae
Product: perilipin-3-like
Exons: 8
Coding region: 3250-5694 (814 amino acids)
Biological process (GO): lipid storage; positive regulation of triglyceride storage
Cellular component (GO): cytosol; lipid droplet
Source: RefSeq, a predicted model, not a curated record